AUGUCGAGAUUCUCUUUAAAAGGACGCACAGCGCUUGUUACAGGCGGCGCGCGGGGCUGCGGAUUGGCAUUUGCGCGAGGACUCGCAGAAGCAGGGGCAAAUGUCGCAGUGUUCGAUGUUGUGCCAGCGGAAGAAGCAUUCCACGCAAUUGAGAAAGAUUGGGGCGUGCAAACUGCGUACUACAAAGUCGAUAUUUCCUCCAAAGAAGGUCUCCAGGAAGGAUUCGCCAAGUUCCAGAAAGACUUCCACAAUGCGCUUGAUAUUUGCGUUCCCUGUGCUGGGAUCAAUCGCCACCUUCCCUUCCUCGAAUUCACAUACAAAGACCACCAGGAUCUCCUCUCGAUCAACGUGCUGGGACUGUAUUUCACAGCACAGCUUGCGGCAAAGCAGAUGAUCGCAAAUGGCACAAAACAUGGUAGCGUCGUUCUGGUGGCAAGCAUGGCCAGCCACAUUGCCGUGCGAAGCCAGCUGUGCUCUGCGUAUUGCGGAUCCAAGGGUGCCGUCCGAUCCAUGUGUCCUGCCAUUGCGAAGGAACUGGCUGAAUAUGGCAUUCGAGUGAAUUCCAUCUCGCCAGGAUAUGUGAAAACAGAAAUGACUGCAUCGUUCCCCCAUCUUCUGGAAGGCUGGAAAUCAGAGGCAAUGAACGGCCGCAUUGCCGAGCCCGAGGAUAUUAUGGGGGCAUGUGUGUUUCUAGCCAGCGACGCCAGUCUGUACAUGACGGGGUCGGACAUCGUCGUGGACGGUGGGGUGACAGGAUGUGCUGACCAUGAAGGCUAUCGCAUUGGCUCCGUCGAUGCGUCUACUACUGUGGUUGUCGUGGGCGCCGGGCCUUCGGGCUUGAUGCUGGCCUGCAACCUCGUCCGCUUUGGAAUUGCAGUGGUGAUCCUCGAUGAUCGCCCCGAUAAAACAUCUACAGGCAAGGCCGAUGGAAUGCAACCCAAGACCAUCGAGACAUUCAAACAAUUACGUCUCGCAGAGCCACUGUUAAGAACUGCAGCUAGAGUCCACGAUAUCGCGUUCUGGCAAUCGACCGCCGACCAUCCCCUUCGUCGAACAGGCCGUCAAACCCAUUACCCCGAGCACCUCGUCGGCGCGUCGGAUCCAUAUAUUCUACUAGCACACCAGGGCAUGGUCGAGGAGGUCCUGAUUGACGACAUGGAGUCAAGGGGUGUAUUCAUCACGCGCAACAGCCGAUUUACCUCAUGCUUGCGCCUGUCUGGGACAAACAACUUGGAAAUUGUAUACGAGAAUAUCUCGACAGGCACUUCCCACAAGAUUCAAGCCGAUUACCUGGUUGGAUGCGAUGGAGCCAGAUCAAAGGUCAGGGGAUUCAUCCCAGAUGCUGAUCUAGAGGGAGAACUCACCAACGCGGCCUGGGGUGUGCUGGAUGGGGUGAUCGAUACCGACUUCCCCGAUCUAUGGAGCAAAGUCGCGUUGCGAUCAGCCUCCGCCGGGUCCAUCCUCUGGAUCCCUCGCGAGAGGGGAAUGACUAGGUUGUACGUUGAGUUGAGCUCAACGGAUGGCGAACGAGUGGACAAGGCUAAAGCUACCACUGAAUAUGUGAUGCAACGCGCAAGAGAUGCAAUGCAGCCUUUUCAACUUGAGUGGAAAUCUGUAGAGUGGUUCGGUACAUACGUUGUUGGACAACGUGUUGCGAGACACUUUAUGGAUCCGCAGGCACAGAUCUUUAUUGCGGGUGACGCCGGCCAUUGUCAUUCGGCACUUGCUGCUCAGGGUGCUAACACCAGCAUGCACGAUAGCUUCAAUCUUGCAUGGAAGAUCAAUUUCCUGAGCAGAGGGUUGGCUAGGCCUUCUAUACUGCACACCUAUGAAGAAGAACGACAAAAGAUUGCAUAUGAUCUUAUCAAAUUCGACGUGGAGCACUGCAAAGCCUUUGCAGAGGGCGAAGCUGCAUUGUCAGAGAACUUCGAUAACAAUAUUCGGUUUAUCUCCGGUGUUGGCGCAGAGUAUGGUCCUGGAAUGCUUACGAGUGCUUCGGCCAACGACAGCAGACUCAAGCCUGGAAUGCUACAGCUUCCUGCCAAAGUUACUCGCUACCUUGAUGCCAAUCCAGUCGAUAUUCAAUUGGAUGUUCCCCUUCUCGGCCAAUUCAAGAUCUACACAUUUGUUCCGGAGGUUUCUCAGUCCCUGGGGUUCCUGCAAGAUGUCACUCAGGCGUUGAAGAAGACUUUCGUCAAAAUCACAUCUCAGGCUGAACAAUCCUACAGAAAGCAACCUCGAGGCUACGCUCCCUCUGAUGAGUUUGUCCAGUCUCAUCGAUACACGGCUGUCUCAGAGGCAUUCACUUUGGCGAUGGUGACACGGUCUCCUCAAUCCCAGUUCGAAAUUGCCAAUCUACCAGAUCUUUUCCAGAAGAGUCGUUGGACCUUAUAUCUGGACAAUGCUGAAAAGGCUAGUUGUACGCAGAAGUGGUUCGGUGAUCUCCGGUCAGAUAAGGCUGGUAUUGCCGUUGUUAGGCCCGAUGGAUAUAUUGGGGCUAUCGAUUCCUGGGGUACCAGCGAAGGAGAGCGCGCGGUACAGUGGAUGAAGCACUACUUUUCGUUUAUGCUGUAA
Molecule: messenger RNA, 2574 nt
Organism: Penicillium antarcticum
Lineage: Eukaryota; Fungi; Ascomycota; Eurotiomycetes; Eurotiales; Aspergillaceae
Product: Monooxygenase FAD-binding
Exons: 10
Coding region: 1-2574 (857 amino acids)
Molecular function (GO): oxidoreductase activity; FAD binding
Source: RefSeq, a predicted model, not a curated record